Gasterosteus aculeatus aculeatus (three-spined stickleback) is the source of this 3426-nucleotide messenger RNA. The record is from RefSeq and is a predicted model, not a curated record. Lineage: Eukaryota; Metazoa; Chordata; Actinopteri; Perciformes; Gasterosteidae.
UGCAUACAGCAGAGAUUUCCUCCUACUUUUGCUCAGUCUGUAUUUGUUUUAAGCAAAGACGUAAAGUAAAGAAAAAGCUAGAGGGAGGAGUUGGUUCGGUUGAGAAGGUUUAGAGAAAGUGCAAUUCAGAUUUCUUCUUCUCCAACUUCGUCGGCCAUCAUGAGAGUCUUAUUGAUGAUGGCCGUGGUCGUCUCCCUGCCAGGCGUCAUUUACAGCUUCCAUCCGCUCUUCUCCUUUGAUGGAAAGUCCACCACUCACCGUGACAUCACACAGAGGGCCGCCCUCAGAAAGACGGCCGAGGUCUGCAGAGAUAUCGCCGCCUCUGAGGGGCGGGACUUCAGCCUGACUAUCGAUGACAGCGUGUCAUUUGCCGAGGUGCAAACGGCCUGUUCCUCCACUUCCCUCCGCUCGACUUUCAUGUUCAUAAAUUCCAUCGCCAAUAUGUACCUCAGCAACGCAAUAGUGGACGUUGCUUAUGCGCUGAGUGAGAAGCACCAUUUUGAUAAUGAGCGCUUCCAUGGAGGACGUGAUGUCAUAACAACAGGCGUGGCUGCUGUGAAGGCCAGUGUGAGGAGGGAGAACUUUGUCGCAGGGAGGUCUACUCUUGGAGGGGUCUUUCAUACCCUACAAGACUUCUACAGCCACAGUAACUGGGUGGAGCUGGGGAACAUUGCUCCUUACAGCACUCUGAUCAAACCAGAACAACCGCUCCAGAACCUGGCAGGCCUUAGUACACCGACAUGUAGAAACUGUAUCGGCGGGAACUGUGGGACGAACCUGCUGGAGCAGAGCCUCCUCACUUCAGGGUACUUCAACCUCUUCAGCCCAGAAAAACCUGCAGGUAAAUGCAGCCAUGGCGGAAGUUUUGACCAGACGAGCACACAUGACCCAGUGGGAGGCAUUAAUAAGGAUGCUGUGGACUCCAGUCACGGCUCACUUCACCAGAAAGCUGCUGAUUUGGCUGUGGAUGCCACUCUGGAGCUACUGGAGGACAUCCGACAAGCCGUUGGUGACAAGAACUUCCUGCGAUUGAUGGGCCUCUCCCAGGCUUCUGUGCUGUGUUUUGUCAUCGACACAACAGGCAGUAUGAGUGAUGACAUAGCAGAGGUCAAGAGAGUGUCCUUCGAGAUUAUUGACAGCAAGAGGGGAACCCCGGAGGAGCCCCCGGCCUACAUAUUGGUACCCUUCAAUGACCCAGAUUUUGGACCUCUGACUGUGACAACCAAUGCAGACAUCUUCAAAGACAGCAUCAACAAGCUGACUGCAAGCGGAGGAGGAGACACCCCAGAGUUUGCCUUGUCUGGACUGCAGCUUGCUCUGACUGCUGCUCCGCCCUCCUCUGAGAUCUUUGUCUUCACUGACGCUCCAGCUAAAGAUUUUUACCUAAAAAGCACCAUCACAGCCCUUAUACAGAGCUCCAAAUGUGUGGUCACUUUCAUGAUAACAGAUGUCUUUGCUCGUCGACGGCGCCGCAGAGGUUCUCAGGGUGUGGCUUCACGUUCAAUGAGCCAAAAUGAUGCCCAGCUGUACAGUGACUUAGCCCAAGCCUCUGGAGGUCAGGCCAUUGAGGUCAGCAAGUCUGACCUCUCCUUUGCCACUAGAGUGAUACUGGACUCAUCAGCCACUGCUGUGGUGACAGUUUUUCAGGUAGUGAGGAAUCCCGGACGGCCUGAUAAUUUUACGUUUACUGUUGAUGGAUCACUAAGGAACAUGACUGCUUACAUCACAGGAACAUCCUCUCUCACUUUUGAGCUCACCAGCUCAACAGGUGUUACUCAGAGUUCCAGUCAGUCCAGUGGCCCUCUGGCGUCUUUCACCACAGCAGGAAACCUGCACCGUUUAAACAUCAACACUGACAAUCAAACCGGAUUAUGGGAGAUUAGAGUUAACUCGAACGACCCCUACUCUGUCAAGGUCACAGGUCAAAGCUCAGUGAACUUCAUUUUCAAUCUCGUGGAAGCUGAUGAGGGAGGCCGCGGGGACUUCAGCCUGAAGGAGGGACGUCCGCUUUCAGGUGGGAAUGCCAGUCUCUUGGUCUCUGUGACAGAAAGUGACACGGUAAAGGUCACAGAGGUCACUCUGUUGGACAGCUCAGGGACAACAGAAGUCAACGGAUCACUGCAGUCUGUGGGAAGCGGUAACUUCCUGGUGACAUUCAGUGGAGUCCCAGCAGGUGACUUUGUGAUUCGCCUGAGAGGAGAGGAAACCAGCUCAACGUCCAGGUCAACGCAGAGAAGCUUCCAGAGACAAGCCUCAACACAGAUCACGACAUCCAGCAUCUCUGUUAUUGCUCAAGCCAACAACAGCAACAUUGAACCAGGCUCCACCAUCUCAGUCCCUUUCACAGUUGCCACAACCGCCAACGGAGUUGUUAAUGACUCUGCAACCGGGACUUUCACAGUCCAAGUGAACAAUGACCGUGGUUAUUCUUUAACUGCACCCGACACCGUUACCAUAGCAGCGGGCAAAGCCAACGGCACCGUCACCUUAACAGCACCAGCCAGUGCCGUGUCAGGAACAGACGUGACUCUUACCAUUCAGGCAGAAAACACAGCUGCCAACGACAUCAACUUCACCGUCCUCAGGUUGUCUAUUGUUGCCAAGGUGACGGAUAUUACCCGCCCAGUGUGCCAGGUAGUCAGUUCAUCCACCAAUUGUCCCUCCUCCCCAGCGCUCUGUACUUCCUCCCAAUGGGAAUUCGUUGCCAAUCUCACCGAUGGCAUCAACGGAACUGGCAUCGAGAGCCUGACCAUCCGCCAAGGGAACGGUACCCUAAACACCAGCACUGCGACUGGAGCAGAGGGGGAAAACAUUACAGUGGCUACCUACAGCGCCUCCUGCUGCUCACAGAAUGUAGUGCUGGCUGCUGUGGACCGGGUAGGUAAUGUGGGGACAUGUGUGGGACAGGCUAGAGAAUCUACCACGAAUGUGUCCACUGCUGCCCCCGUACUUAACACAACAUCCAUGACUACAGCUGCACUUAACACAACAUCUGCAGGAAGCCCCACAGAGAGCAUAUCCCGCUAUAUCUAUUUGAGUGUUGCUUUUUCUAUCCUUUGGAACUGAAUAGCAUACAUGGAAAUUACACUGGAAUUCAUUAUUUUAAGCUUUUCAGAUAUUUUCAUUUUCCAAAGCUUUAGUAAAAUAUAAUUUCCUUUCAUGUCAAUAAUAUGAUGCGCAUAUCACUUUUUAAUGAUUUUAUUUUUCUAUAACUUAAAUAAGUUGAAUCAUUUACAGUUACUCAAAGGAAGUAUCAAUGUUCCUUAUGGUGUGUGGAUGUCUGCGUGAUGCCAAUGUAAAAGUUCCUGAAUCUGCUCAAAUAACAACGGCUGCUAGAUUCUGGACUAAACUCAAUUGGCUAAACGGACAUGUUUUUGGGGUUGCACUAGAUAGUCACAUCAUUUAUUUCUCCAAUCUGACACCAAG